This is a messenger RNA of Chara braunii, 4289 nucleotides long. The record is from the annotation of a GenBank genome assembly. Lineage: Eukaryota; Viridiplantae; Streptophyta; Charophyceae; Charales; Characeae.
GGGAUGCCCAGUACAUGGCUGAUGUGCUUUGUCGAGAGAGGCGGGCUGAGCCAGCUGCCUAGCAUACGCCUGAGUUUCCACGAUGUCGGAGACGAAGGGGGGGGUGCCCGACCAGCCGAGAGAGACUGACAGGAUGAUGAUGGAUAUGGCAGAAGGCAGCUAUGGCGGUAUGAAAACCGGUUCUGCCAGCCUGGAGGUCGAGUACCCGGGUGAAGACGUAGUAAUCGGGAUCGAUCUGGGGACCUCAGCUUGCCGCGCUGCGGUCUAUUGGCGCGGUAAUGUUGAGGUCAUUAGCGACGCAGAUGGAAACGAAGGACUCCGUGCUUACGUGGCGGCGAAUGAAAAUGGCGCGAGAUUUAUUGGUGAGCGUGCGAUCGAAGAGAUGUGGAGUUUUCCAGCAAAUAGCAUGUAUGAAAUAAAGAGAUUGCUGGGUCGACUGACGACGGACACGUGUGUGAAGGCGGACGCGAAGCUGUGGCCGUUCAAGGUGGGGGAGGGGAGCGACGAGAGACCGGCGAUCGUGAUAGGUUCUUCGGGGAAGAGUUGGCUGUUCUCACCGGAAGAGAUCUGCGCGAUGCUUCUGGGAAAAAUGAGGGAACUUUCGUCGAAUUAUCUCGGGCAAGAGGUGAAGAAGGCAGUCAUCUGUGUUCCAGCAAGCUUCGACGACGCCCAGAGGCAGGCGACGAAGGAUGCCGCCGCCAUAGCCGGGUGGACCGUGGUUCGCAUGCUUGGAGAGCCAACGGCGGCUGCAUUGGCGUACGGAUUAGCGGCGCCAGCUUCGUCGGCGGAAACGGACGGCACGAGGGAGAAGCAUCGGUCAGACCUAAUCAGGAACGACAAGGAACUGUUGAUGGUGAUCGACAUAGGAGCGGGAUGCACAGACGUCUCGUUGUUGUCGAUAACAAGAGGAGGAGGAGGAGGAGGAGGAGGAGGAGAAGGAGGAGGAGGAGGAGGAGGAGGAGAAGGACGAGAAGGAGGAGGAGGAACAGACGUGGAGGGCACGGGCAGUUUACCCGGGAUGGCGAAGGGAGGAAAAGACAAAGGAGGAAAAGGAGGAAAAGGAGGGAAAGGGAGAAAAAAUGAGAGAGAGAGAUGGCUGGACGAAGCGUGGUCCUCGGUAGCGAAAGGGGUGACAGGGGUGAGAGGGGUAAUUGGAGGAAAUUGGGUGACUGGAGGGGGGCGAAGCGAAGGAGAAGCAGGAGGGCGAGGGGGAGGGGGAGGACGAGGAGGUGGGGAAGCAGAAAUACAAGUUGAGGGAUGCAGAAAUACCUUUGUAUGCUCGAAAGAGGUAGGAGGAGGAGAGGGAGGAGGAGGAAGACGCGAAAACGUACGGUUUGAGGUGAGGGCUACGGCGGGAAAUAGUCAUUUGGGCGGGGUGGACGUCACCAACAAGCUGAUGAAAUAUUUCGUCGAGGAGAUCAAACGUAGGUAUGGUUUCGACAUUUCCGAUGACGCUCACGCUAUUGUGAAACUGCGCGCGGCGUGCGAGCGCGCCAAGCUUACGCUUUGGUCGCCUUCUUCUACGAUCUCUGUGAUUCCAGUGGUCGUGGAUUCGAUCCCUGCCAGUGGGGGGAGAACUUUUCAGUGCUCUCUCUCUCGGUCGAAGCUAGAGGCGCUGAGCGCGGAGUUCUUGCAGGCGUGUAUGGGAUUUGUGGACAUGGUGCUGAGCGACGCCAAGGUGGAGAGAGCCGACGUGCGCAAACUGCUAUUGGCAGGAGGAGCGGCACGUGUACCGAAGCUGCGCCGAACAUUGGCCGACUUUUUUGGAAAGAACGUCACUUUCGUGGAUGUGAAUCCCGAUGAGGCGGUCGCGAUCGGAGCAGCCUUUCACGCUGCCAUCUUGACUGGGCGCUAUAAUUGGGAACCGCAGCAGCAAGCGUCAGAAGACGAGACAGAGGAGGUAAAACAGGAGGGAGAGGCAGAGAGUGAGGAAGAGGAGGAGGAAGAGCGAGAGAACAGGGAGCAGGACGGAGUGGGAGGGAAGAUCGAAGACGAGGGGAAGCAGAAGCAGAAGCAGAAGCAGAAGCAGAAUGAGAAGACGACGACGACGAAGAAGAAGAAGAAGCCGGUGGAACCAUCCGCCGCCAUAUCUGUCGAGGUGCAGGAGGUCACUCCCAUCAGCCUGGGAGUUGAGGCGAAUGGGGGGAGGAUGUGUGUGGUCAUUCCGCGCAACACUCCAAUCCCGGUGACGAUGAGGAAGGAGUUCAAGACGGUGGAAGACGAUCAGCCUGUGAUCAUCGUGCAAGUGUACGAGGGAGAGAGGUUCCUGACGAAAGAUAACCGACUUCUGGCCGAGUUCUUCUUCGGAGAUCUUCCCCUGCUGCCACGUGGACAGCUCGUUAUCGUCGUCUCGUUCAGCGUGGAUUUUGACGGCAGCGUGACAAUCAGUGCGCAAGAAGGAGGCAGCGGACGCCUUCUGGAAGGCGCUGUUUCCAGGAGCAUGGGCCGACUCGGCGCGGAGGAGUUGGAGACAAUGAUAGUCGAGAGCGAGAAAGUGAGCAUGCGCCUGUGGGCCUGGAGCGAUCUGGAAGAUUGCCUCAGCGCCGUCAAGAUAUCUCUGCUCAUGGACGACGGCAUCGCGAAGAAGAUCGGGCGAAGGGAUGUUGAGCAAAUGAUCGCUGUUGUCACGGGUGUUAUGGAAUGGAGAGAGAGUAACGAAAACAUAGCCGAUGUUGACGACAUCGACCUGGUGCGAGAAUAUCUCGAGAGGGCUUAUGAGAAGGUGGUAGGAAAGCCAGUGCCAGCCCCGCGUUACUCAAGGGGUGGAUCCAGUAGCACAUUGCAAACUUGGCGCGCUCGUAAACGUCGAUACACUCCACGGCUGAAGAAAUCUCUGAAGGCGAUGGGAAGAUCCGCUGCCAUAUCUUUGACUGCGGAGAUAGCCAAGGUGCUUCUCCCUGCUCUCCUCGGCUUGUAAAGCAAGCAAGCCCUUUCCAGAAAAGUCCCAGUGCUUUUCUGCUACGUUGCGUCAACAUACUGGGUGUGUCUAUAAAUAGCUCCUGACCUCUAGUAGGCCUCGCAGCUUCUCGACAUUCCUGCCGCUGAUCACUGCAGGUCUCUCAGCAGUUUAGCAGAUAAGACUGCAGCUCCGCUUCACGCGCUUCAACAUCCUGUCUCCCGGAUCGCCCUCUCAAAUCCUUCUUUUCUACUGCCAUUCUGUCUGUCGCUCUUCCCCCACCCCUCGCGGCUUCCCCCCUCCCCCCCCUCCCCCUGCCUUCUCUCUCCCUCUCCCUGGCUGGCUGUCGUCUCUUCCUUUCUCCCUUUCUCGCUCGUUCGCUGGGCUCGCUGACUGGCUCUCUUCUCUCUCUCUCUCUCCCCGCGCGCGCUUACAUUCCUGCCGAUAUACACCCACGCGCGGCCGCGCGCACAAAAAGUGACAGGCUGCGCACGCACGCAAAGCUGAUCCAUGAUCAUAUUAUUGCGUAGCUAGGGCGAUGACGUUGCCGCAUGUAGCAGGGGCUGCGUGGGCAUGCAGAUACAAAGGUGAAUGCACCCAUGCAGACGCCGUUGCGUACGGCGGGGAGCCUAUCAGUGCUGCCGUGAUGCAACAGUCGCAGAGAAUCAGUGUAUUCGUGGAGGCACACACACACACAUAUAGACAGACAUUGACUGCCGAAGGAAAGGAACGAGCGGCUGAUUUCGCUGCAGCGCACGUGUUUGCACGCAUCAGACGUCUUUUCAAUGCCCCGAUUGAUCGAUCGAUCGAUCGAUUGUCUUUGUGCGGUGAAUCUUUCAACACACAUAACGCCCCCUUCCUGCCGCUGUCCUCUGCUAUGGCAGACCAACCGUGUCGUGUGCUCCGUAGCUUGUACACACAUUUCUAGCCUCUCUCUCCAUUUGCCUAGGGGGAUGACAUCUCCUCUGUCGAGCUUUGUAUCAACAAUACUUCGACGGAUGACAUCUCCUCUGUAUCAACAAGCAUGCGAAGGAUGACAUCUCCAGUUUACAAAUCAACAAGAAUUCGGAGGAUGACAUCUCCUCUGCUAUGGCAGACCAACCGUGUCGUGUUCCCCCGCAGCUCGUACACACAGUUCUUUUUUUUUUUUUUUUUUUUUUUUUUACACACACUUCUAGAUUCUCGAAAUCUUGUUGAUUUGUAUAAGCCCGCCCGCUGUCCGGAGAACUUACCGAUAUCUAGUUGAUCGGAUACGUCGAAGAUGCGCAUCUUUGAUACUCUCUCUAUCUCUUUCCUUUAGCUGCCAUUCGUAUCACACGCGUAUUGCUCGCUCGUGUUCGCUGAGGGGAUCUGUACAAUCAUUACUUUUUUUGAGUAAAUACUGUAAUAAUGU